AUGGUAGGUCGAUACAUGAAGUGGCUGACAAGUGACGAUGUGGUGCAAUAUCGUGUACAGCUCGUGUUCUCAACAUCAGCUGCAAGGGCAGUAGUCUUAGCAAGCGCAACUCUGAACGAAUGGCAUGGAGGAUUUCGAUCGUUUUUGUUAGAUGAGUUGAGCAAUGCUAAUGCGUUUACGUUUUCUUUUUCUUUCUGGUUUUUGGGCGCCAGAGUUCUCAGAGAGACUGAUCGCAAAGGUCAAUGCUGCCGAGUUCGAGACCACUGUCGCCGCAAUUUGUCGCCAUCUAUCGCCGCAGGUAUGCUGUCGCGCGUCGCCUUUGCACAAUCCGCCGGCCGAGUUAUCGCAGUACGUUGCGGCACAGCUCAUUAA
Molecule: messenger RNA, 372 nt
Organism: Angiostrongylus costaricensis
Lineage: Eukaryota; Metazoa; Nematoda; Chromadorea; Rhabditida; Metastrongylidae
Source: the annotation of a GenBank genome assembly